This is a messenger RNA of Meloidogyne enterolobii, 2070 nucleotides long. NCBI's taxonomy places the organism in Eukaryota, Metazoa, Nematoda, Chromadorea, Rhabditida, Meloidogynidae. The record is from the annotation of a GenBank genome assembly.
AUGAAUUAUGAAGAGACAGAUUUUGGCAUAGAAUAUCCUUUUGAGGAGACUGGUGGAUCUGGUGAUGAAAAUAGAAUUAGAGGAAAUUGGUCUUUAAAAUUGGAUUAUUUAUUCUCAAUUUUUGGUUAUACUUUUGCAUUAGGAAAUUUAUGGCGUUUUCCUUAUUAUUUUGGAAUUAAUGGAGGUAUCGCUUAUUUAAUUCCUUACACAAUUUUAUUUUUUGUUGGUGCUCUUCCAAUUCUUUUUAUGGAGAUUUCACUGGGGCAAUUUGUCAGUUUGGGACCAGCUUCUGUUUGGAAAUUGGCACCUCUUUUUAAAGGUAUUGGAAUUUCUAUGCUUUUUGUCUCUACAUUAAUUGCUAUUUAUUACAAUUUAAUUACUGCCUGGGCAUUAUAUUAUAUGAUUAAUUCGCUUAAAUUCUCUUUACCUUGGACAACAUGUGGAAAUGAAUGGAAUAGUGAAAAUUGUUCUGUUUGGAAUAAAGGGUCAAUUAAUGCUUGUCAACAUUUAAAUGGUUCUUUUCUUUCUAAUGGAACUUGUGUUGAUUUUAAUAAUAUUGAUCCUGGCAACAAUAAUUCAAUUCUUGUUUUGGAUUCAAAUAACAAAACUAUGACGGGAAUUGAAUAUUUUCAGUUAAAAAUUUUUUUGUAUUUUCUUAAAUUUCAAUUUUUAAGCAAUCAAGUUUUGAUGAUCUCUUCGGGAAUUCUUGAUUUUGAAACGAUUAAUUGGCAAUUGGCUAUUUGUUUACUCGUUGCCUGGUUAUUUGUCUUUUUAUGUUCUUUUAAGGGAAUAAAAACAAGUGGAAAGGCAGUUUAUGUCACCGUUUUAUUCCCUUAUAUAAUUCUGAUUGUUCUACUCAUUCGUUUCUUCACGCUUCCUGGCUCUUUCAAUGGAUUUUUGUUUUUUAUGAAGCCAAAUAUUGAAAUUAUUAGAGAUUUAAGAGUUUGGGCUAAUGCCGCUAUUCAAGUGUUUUAUUCACUUUCAACAUGCACUGGAGGGUUAAUUACUUUGUCUAGUUAUAAUAAAUUUCACAAUAAUGUGUUUGCUGAUAUUUGGCUAAUCAGUUUAUUCGACUUUCUCGCUUCUAUUUUAAUGUCUUCUCUAUUAUUCGCUGCUGUUGGCUUUGUUUGUCAUGAAAGGGAUAUUGAACUAACUAAAUUUCAACUUCAAGAAGGUCUUCAAAUGAUUUUUGUUUUUUUCUCGGAUACUCUUUCUAAAGUCCCUGUUGCUCAAAUUUAUUCUCUUUUCUUUUUUACAAUGGUUGCUUUAGUUAUUUUUAAUACAGAGUUAUUUGUUGUUGAGACAAUAGUCUCUUCAAUUUGUGAUUUGUUUCCUGAACGUUUAAGGCGAAGUCACAGACAUGUGCUUACAUUUACAAUUUUUACUUUUUUCGUUUUGGGUAUUCCACUUUGUUCUGCCGCAGGUAUUUAUUGGAUUAUUUUAUUUGAACAUUUUGGUGUUACCUGGCCUUUAAUUAUUAUUGGAUUUUUUGAAGUUAUGACUGUUUGUUGGAUUUAUGGUGUUGACAAUUUUUUGGAUAAUGUUAAAUGGAUGAUUGGAUUUUACCCUCCAUUUUAUUUGGCUUGGAAAAUUCUUUGGAAAUUUAUUUGUCCCUUUAUAUUAUUGUUACUUCUUUCAUUGAUUUGGACUAAUAAUUAUUCAAUUGAAUAUAACUUUUUUGUUUUUCCUCAAUGGUCAAUAAUUCUUGGUUGGACAAUUUCUUUAUCUCCAGUAUUUAUUAUAUUUACAACAAUUUUCUUUUAUUUUAUACAAAGUAGUGGAUCUUUUUCUCAGCGAAUUCGUGAACUUUUGUGUCCAGCUGAUGAUUGGGGUCCAGCAUUAGCUAUUCACAGGGCUGAACUUUAUCCAUUACAAAUUCCUGAAGCCAGAAAAUUAAUGAUACCUCCAUCUAGCAAAAUUUAUAAAAAUGUUGGAAAUAAUGGUUCUCUGGAGCAGUUUAUUGACCGUUAUAAUAAACCUUUUGGUACAGGGAUAUAUCCACAACAUGAAGAUUUUGACAGAAUUAUUUCUAAAAAAUCAUUUCCUGAAGAAAAGGAAACAAUAAUUUAG